Nematolebias whitei (Rio pearlfish) is the source of this 954-nucleotide messenger RNA. Its product is annotated as frizzled-3-like. The record is from RefSeq and is a predicted model, not a curated record. Gene Ontology annotation, cellular component: plasma membrane. NCBI's taxonomy places the organism in Eukaryota, Metazoa, Chordata, Actinopteri, Cyprinodontiformes, Rivulidae. The transcript is spliced from 5 exons. Gene Ontology annotation, biological process: canonical Wnt signaling pathway; non-canonical Wnt signaling pathway. The coding region runs from base 1 to 954 and encodes 317 amino acids. Gene Ontology annotation, molecular function: Wnt-protein binding; Wnt receptor activity.
AUGCCAAAAACUGGAGCUAAGGAGCAGGACCAAACCCUGACUGGCACACCUGAAGUAAACCAGUCCCAGGUGGGGGUCGUGCUCCUGCUGGCAGGCAUUGCUGCACUCAAUCGUGUGCGCAUGGAGAUCCCUCUGGAGAAGGAGAACCAGGAGAAAUUGGUCAAAUUCAUGAUCCGCAUCGGCGUUUUCUCUGUCCUCUACCUGGUCCCUCUGCUGAUCGUCUUGGCCUGCUACCUCUACGAGAGCAGCUCCAGAACCAUCUGGGAGACCACCUGGGUCCAGGAGAAGUGCCGAGACUACCACAUCCCCUGCCCAUAUCAGGUGCAGCAGACCCGCCGGCCGGACCUGGUCCUCUUCCUCAUCAAGUACCUGAUGAUGCUGAUUGUGGGAAUCCCCUCGGUGUUCUGGGUGGGCAGCAAGAAGACCUGCUUCGAGUGGGCCACCUUCUUCCACGGCAAGCGGCGCAAAGAUGUGAUGGUCAACGGGAGCCGGCAGGUGCUCCAGGAGCCAGACUUUGCGCAGCUGCUCUACAGAGACCCCAACACACCCAUCGUCAGGAAGUCCAGAGGGACGUCCACCCAGGGGACGUCUACCCACGCCUCCUCCACCCACCUGGCCAUGCUGGAUGAACCCCCCAGCCCCAGCAGCAGCCGGGCUGGUUCGGUCCGCAGCGCCCGCUCCAAGAUGAGCAGUUACCACGGCAGUCUGCACCGCUCCAGAGACAGCAGACACACCGGCUCCAGUUUCCGGGCAGGAGACGAGCGGCUGCUUUAUGGGAGCGCUCCUCGCCUCAGCGACCAGUCCAGACACUGCAGCACCACCCGACUGGACUUCCUGUCCAAACACGACUCCGCCCUCAGACUGGAGAGCCAAUCACGGCACAGCAGCAUCAGGGACCUGAGCGCCGUCCUCGGAGUCCACAGAAUGAUGGAGGAGGACGGAGCUGCAGCCUGA